AUGAGCCAUUUGGCCACUCUUGGACGCCGCUGGAGUCAGAAGAGGGAGAAUGUGCAGGUGACGAAGACCUGCCUGCUCUGCCAUCGGGGCCUCAAGAGGAGAGCAGCUAGGAUUCUACCUUGUCUUCACUUGUUUUGUAAGGCCUGUCUUCCGCAGUUAAUUCAUGGAUACAAUUACACCCCUACAGCGUGGGGAGUUGCCCCCGAAGGUAUCAUCUCCUGUCCCGUGUGCCACCGGAACUGCUUUGCCAGGGAUGUAGUUGAGAAUUUCCUUCCCCAGAACUUCCCAAUGGCACAUCCCACCAUGGCCAGGAGCUGUACUGAAUGUAAAGAGAAGAGAGCGGCCCACAGCCUCUGCACCCACUGCAAUAAAUGGCUGUGCAGUUCCUGCACCGAGGAGCACAGCCACGGCCCGGAGGACGGAGAUCACUACCUGUCCCUGUCGCAGAAGGUCUCACCAGGAGCUGACGGGGGGCCCGGUGACUUCUCCCUGUGCUGUCCCCUGCACAGCCAGGAGGCCCUCAAACUGUUCUGUGAGACCUGCGAUGCCCUCACCUGCCGAAGCUGCCUCCUUCUCGAACACAAAGAGCACAGGUUUAGGCAUCUAGAGGAGGCUUUGCAGAACCAGAGGCUCCUUCUGGAAAAUGUGACGGCUCAAGUGGAGGAGAAGAAAACCGGACUGCAGGCAUCCGCCAAGCAGAUCGAGGACAGGCUGUUUGAAGUGAAACACCUGCACCGGAAAGUGGAAAACCAGAUCAAAAUGGCCAAGAUGGUGCUGAUGAAUGAGCUCAAUAAACAAGCCAAUGGUCUCCUGGAGCAGCUGGAGGGCAUCACCAACGAAAGGAAACACAAGCUGGAGCAGCAGCUUCAAAGCAUCAUGGUCCUAAACCGGCAGUUCGAGCACGUGCAGAACUUCAUCAGCUGGGCCGUAUGCAGCAAGAACAGCAACCCCUUCCUCUUCAGCAAGGAGCUGAUUGUGUUUCAGAUGCAGCGUCUGCUGGAGACCAGCUGCAACACGGAUGCCGGCUCUCCCUGGAAGAUCAGGUUCACCUGGGAACCUUCCUUCUGGACCAAGCAGCUGUCCAGCCUGGGCUGCAUCACCACGGAAGGCGGACCUCCUCCUCCUCCUCUUCCUCCUCCUCCUCCUCCGCCCUCGGACGGCCCGGGUUACGGCAGCGGGCCGGGCCUGCCUCCGGCCUUUUAUCAGGGACACCGCUCCCCCGCCCCCCCUCCGGACCCCCUGACCCACCAGCCGCAGAAAUUGCCCGUCUGCUGCUCCCACUGCCCCGCGGGGCCCCCUGGCCACAAAGGCCAGGCCCCUCAUCCGGGCCUCCACCACAACCACCACCACCACUACCAGCAGCAGCAGCAGCAGCAGCAGCAGCUCGGCUUUCGCCAGGCCUCGGAACCGCAGCAGGCGUCCGCGCAGUACGCCACGCAGGCCGGGGAGAAGGAGCAGGCCUGCAGCCCCCAUCCCCUGAAACUGGCACAGCCUUGGGUAGAGCAGCAGCCCCAUCCGGAGCAGGAGAGCGCGGGCCUGAGGAUGGGGAAGCCUCCCCAGCCCGGCGGCCACCCCGUGUGCGUCGCUCCUCCGCAGGAUGCGCCGCCCGCCCUGCACGGCCCGUCCGUCCAGGUCCAGCUGGCUCACCACCAGAAGCUGAAGUUGAGCCACUUGCCACCACCACAGGCCCCUCCGCCGUCCCCCCUGAGCUCGGCCCAGAUGGACGGCCCCCCGCAGGAGCCGGUCUUGCACCAGAACCUGGAUCUCAUCCACCACAAGUUUGAGCUGGAGGAAAUGCAGAAGGACCUCGAACUCCUUCUCCAGGCUCAGCAGCCCAGCCUGCAGCUCAAUCAGACCAAGCCCCCUCAGCACGUCCAGCAAACCAUCGUCGGCCAGAUCAACUACAUAGUGAGGCAGCCGGCCCCGCUCCCGCCUCAGGCGCCGGAGGAAGUCCAACAGGCUUGUGAUGACCCCAUGGCCUCCGAAGGCCCCAAACCGGUCCUGGCCCUGGACCGGCCUGCGAUGAUCCCCCCGCCCCAAGCUCUAACGGAAGACGUCCCCGUCGGCCUGCACCGCCUGAACGAUGCUGCACGCUGCUCCUCUCCCAACUUGGUGACAAAGCGGUCGGCUUCGAUGAGCAUCUUGGGGUUCUCCGGCCCCUUGGAGCGGGAGCUGUCAUCCCCGCGGCCCGCCCGGUCGCUGGAGCCUCAGAUCCAGAGCGUGACCAGCCUGUCGGCCGGCCGCCACCAGCACUCGCCGUUCGCCUCUGAGGUCCGGCCCGACCUGCUGCCUGCCUACGGCCCCGCGCUCGCCCGAGCUCCGGCCAUCCUGCACCCGGGAGGGGGAAGCGAGCUUCCGCCCGUGGCGGAUGGACUUCUCGGGAAUUCCCAGUGCAAGAUGGAAAGCCAGAAUUUCAGCCCCAUUAGUGACGCCUCGGGGCCCGACCCGGUGGCCAGCUGUCUGGACAUUCAGGAUGGAUCGGAUCUCCCGGCGCAGAAGAUGCUAGACGAGCCGAUCAACCUCUCGGUCAAAAAGCCACCGCGGGCCGAGUCGCCUACAGCCCCGAUCGCCCUGCCUCCCGUGGCGCUCAAGCAGCUCUGGGAUCCAGAAGAUUGCGGGAAAGCUGAGCAGGAAUCAUUUGACAUCGACCCCAAGAGAAAUCAGAGCAUCAGGGCUUAUGCCAAGGAGCUGAAAGUCCCUUACGUGCGCCUGGAGCGGCUGAAAAUCUGUUCCGCCGCCGCCCCGUCAGGAGAGCUGCCCGUCUUCAAAUUGCAGCCCCAGAACGGGCAGCAGGAUGGAACGUUUCUGCUGAUCAUUGAGUGCGGCGCUCAGUCCUCCACCAUGGCCAUCAAGGUCAACCAAGACAGUGGACCAGAGCCCGUGAAACCCCAGCCCGAUGAUUCCGAAGAGAGGAAGGUCCUGACGGGUCUCUUCGGCGGGCAGAGGCCCCCCGGGUUCGAGGACGUAUACCCCGGGGAACCCAGGCUCGGCCCCGGGAACCCCGGGGGCAAGAGGCCGCCCCUGGACCAGGAGUCCGACCCCAUCGAGAACGAGGACUUCUGCGCUGUCUGCCUCAACGGCGGGGAGCUGCUCUGCUGUGACCACUGCCCCAAAGUGUACCACCUCUCCUGCCACGUGCCGGCCCUGCUCAGCUUCCCAGUGGGGGAGUGGGUAUGUGCCCUCUGCCGCAACCUGACCAGGCCCGAGGUGGAGUACGACUGUGACAACACCCGCUACAGCCGCGCCGCCCACCAGGACGGGACCCUGCGGGGCCUGAACGACUACGACCAGAAGAAAUGCGAAAAGCUGGUACUGUCUCUGUGCUGCAGCAGCCUCAGCCUCCCGUUCCACGAGCCCGUCAGCCCCCUGGCUCGGCAUUACUACCAGAUCAUCAAACGGCCGAUGGACCUGUCCAUUAUCCGGAGAAAGCUCCAGAAGAAGGACAUCGCCCACUACUCCUCUCCGGAGGAAGUAGUGGCCGACGUGCGGCUCAUGUUCUGGAACUGCGCCAAGUUUAAUUACCCAGAUUCGGAGGUGGCCGAGGCCGGCCGCUGCCUGGAGGUGUUCUUCGAGGGCUGGCUGAAGGAAAUCUACCCCGAGAAGCUGUUUGCUCUGCCCCUGCAGGAAGAUUCCGACUCGGAGGAUUUGGAGCGAGGAGCUCCUCGGCCGUUCCAGUGGCCGGCGUACGGGCAGGAGAGCGUCCAGCCCAAGAGGAGACGCCGCCAGGCCGAGAGCGAGAGAGCCAAGAGGAUGUCAUUUCGGCUGGGGAACAGUUUUCCUCAGGUGUGACAGCCCGGAGCCCUCCAAGAGCGGAUCACCAAAACAAAGGACACUGAUGACGGGGUGGGCGACUGUGUGGGGGGUUGUGAGGGAGAGAGGGAGAGAGGUGAAAGAGAACAGGGUAGGUGCCCCCGGUUGGGGGGUAGCAGUUCUCUCCACCCCUGCUUCCCAGCCUCUUGCCUAGCCCUGCUGGAAAGCUGGCAAAUGAGAGGCCAUGCCCUAGCCGAGCUCUGUGCCCCUCUCUAAUGGUGCCACUGGUGUCCUAAAACGAGGGGGAUAAAGUUCUCCCUCUCCAUUGUAGCAGAUUGCGGUUGGUACAAUCCUGUUCUCCCCUUCCAGAACCUGCCUCCAUCAGAGGUGGGCAGCCAUUCCGACGCCCCCGGCGAAUUCGGCCUUUUAGAGGGAGCCGGCCGCUCAACCACGGGGGCCCAAGGCAUGACGUGUCCAACCUCCGAAUGUGCAUGUGAGGCAUGAGCGUGUGUAACGCUGUGCACGCUCACGUGUGUGUGUGCGUGUGUGUGUCUAUGUGUGAGUUUAGAAGGGGAAGAGAGCAACUGGCAUGUGGUAGUUUCCAUAUUACAGGUCCAGGAUACCCAAAGAUGGUCAUUCAUUCUUUUAAUUGUAUUUAUUGAGCGCUUACCAUGGGCACAGCAGCAUACAAAGCGCUUGUCCCUCUUCCGCUUUUAUUUUUGUGGUGGGGGGCCGUUUUGCCCCUGAUAUGAAUGCCGGGAACGACACAGAGACUUCAGGGAACCGACUCCUCCUCGGGGUCCAUCAGCUUUCUGCCGACUGCGCCCUUUCCAGAGUUCCCUCGUCUGCUCCAGCAUCUGACCGAAAUCCCGGGAGAGAUGGCAAAUUCUCCUCGGUUUGGGAUGAGAUCAGUUGUGGUCAACGGUCGAGCUCAGCUUUGCCUGCCUUGGGUGACAGGGUAGAGGUUGUUUUGGACAAUGGAUGUGAUUUUCCGUAGAGGUACUUAAGAUUGAAAUACUCCGGCCCGCUCUCUCCACCUCGUGCUGUUUACGAGUUGCUCUCCCGCAAGACAAUCUGAUGGGCUUCCUACAGAGUUCCUACAGAGUGUGGCAAGCCAUCGGAGGAGGU
This is a messenger RNA of Tachyglossus aculeatus (Australian echidna), 4878 nucleotides long. It is a transcript of the gene TRIM66, whose product is annotated as tripartite motif containing 66. The coding region runs from base 1 to 3789 and encodes 1262 amino acids. Gene Ontology annotation, molecular function: zinc ion binding; protein binding. The record is from RefSeq and is a predicted model, not a curated record. The transcript is spliced from 20 exons. NCBI's taxonomy places the organism in Eukaryota, Metazoa, Chordata, Mammalia, Monotremata, Tachyglossidae.